This is a messenger RNA of Torulaspora delbrueckii, 1002 nucleotides long. It is a transcript of the gene SLU7, whose product is annotated as mRNA splicing protein SLU7. Gene Ontology annotation, biological process: mRNA splicing, via spliceosome. The record is from RefSeq and is a predicted model, not a curated record. Gene Ontology annotation, cellular component: spliceosomal complex. The transcript has a single exon. Bases 1 to 1002 code for a protein of 333 amino acids. Lineage: Eukaryota; Fungi; Ascomycota; Saccharomycetes; Saccharomycetales; Saccharomycetaceae. Gene Ontology annotation, molecular function: pre-mRNA 3'-splice site binding; zinc ion binding.
AUGAGUGGCUCACAGGACUCUACGACGGAGAAUGUGCACAUUCCGCGGUACAUUAAGAAUCAGCCAUGGUACUAUCGGGACACUAAAGGCGGCGAAGAUGGCAAGGAAGAUUACUUAGUGCACCAUCGGCAGCUGAAAAAGGGUGGUGCUCUUGAAAUUGACAAUAAUUCGGAACCCAAGGUUGGUCAUGGGAUCAGUGAUGAGUUCGAAACUGUGAAGAUUGGCAAACGAGGUGGCCGUCGAUGCGAGAAUUGCGGUGCUACUGGUCAUGUAAGAAGAGACUGUCUUGAGCGGGCUCGAAAAAUACCAAAAUCCGCAGAGGACUCUGGGUUAACCGUUACAGUGCGAAGGGAGACUUCUGAUUCUUCUGACUGGGAUGCAAGGAAGGAUAGAUGGUUUGGUUACACCGGGAAGGAAUACGAUGAAUUGCUCAAGAAGUGGGAAAACCGCAAGAUAGCUAGCGCACAGCCGGAGAAAGAAGAGCUUUGGGAUACGGAUGAAGAAGUGGAACUAAUCAAGUUGGGGCUUUACAAAGAUACGUCUGGGCUGUUAAAGCAAGACGAUUCACACAACACCGCAUUGCACAGGGCCUCAGUACGACUCAGAGAAGACCGAGCAGCAUAUUUGAACGACGUGCACUCACAAGACAUCAAAUAUGAUCCGAAAUCACGUCUUUACAAGAGUGAAGAACUCGGUUCAAUCGACGAAGAGUCCCAUAUGUUCCGCAGACAUCUGACGGGUGAAGCACAAGAACUGGAUCAAUUGAAAAAGUUCACACUAGCACACGCCAAGAAGAUGGGCGUGAGAGAUGAAGUCGAGAGUGAUUCAAAGGUCAGCCAUGUUCUUAUUGCGAACCCAACCAAGUACGAGCAAAUGUUACGCCAAGAGCGUAAGAAGCAACCCCCACGAGAAGCUUCAAUCACAGAAUUACAAGCGAAGAAAACAACUGGCACAGCCCAAUCUCGUAAGGCGAAACAGGAUCUGAAGGACCUCUACGGCUAG